AUGUCUUUUGCCAGCCCUCCCUCUGAGCCACGAAAAUCAAGUUCUUCAGGAAAUCCACCCUUGACACCUGCAUUAUCCCCCGUGCUUACGCCAGUCGACGACCCUUUCAGGCUGAGAGCCGCUCUGCGAGACCCAGACGACGUGGCUGCCCUGCGCAGGCGUUGGAACCCGCGGAAGCAGCGCCAUAUUGGCAAGUUCUACGAGACGCAGAACGAGAAGAUUGACGCGAUGUUGAAGGCGUGUUUUCGUGCUUCGGAACUCCAUGCUCGGGACGGAGAAGAUGACACGAGGGAAAACGCCUUGAAGGUCAAAAUUGCCGUCUACGCUUCGUUUAUUGCGAACUGCAUAUUAUCUAUUCUGCAGCUUUAUGCAGCUAUAUCGUCUCUAUCUCUAUCUUUCUUCGCUACUGCUGCGGAUUCUGUCUUUGACCCCGCUGCGAAUCUUCUCUUGAACAUGCUCCAUCGCAAGUCCAAGCGCGUGGACUUUGAUAAAUAUCCUGGCGGUGGCGCUCGGCUAACUACUAUCGGUAAUAUCGUGUAUUCAUUCGCCAUGCUGUCUGUCAGCAUCCUCCUAGUCGCAUUCUCGAUCCAGGACCUAACGACUCAUAAGGACGGAGAAACUCUUGAAUUCAAGGUUCCCUCAGUCAUCGCUGUCGGCGUCGCUUUCGAUGAAGAGACUACUCAACUUUAUCCCGCAUUCACAAAGGUUCUCCUCUUUUUGUACUGUUUCUCCAUUCGCAACUCAAGCUCGCAGGUUCAAGUCCUCUGGGAGGAUCAUCGAAAUGAUCUCUUGAUCAACGGUUUUGGUAUCCUCACAAGUAGUGCUGGUGCAAAGCUCAAGUGGUGGAUUGAUCCUAUGGGCGCUGUCAUCAUUUCGUGUGUUAUUAUCGUAUCGUGGACAUACACGUCGUACAUACAAUUCGGCUAUCUCGCUGGAAAAGCUGCUCCUCACGAAUUCACCCAGCUGGUGAUCUACAAGACGCUCACGUUCAGCGAUGAGAUUAAGCAGAUCGACUCCUGCAGGGCUUACCACAGCGGGGAGAAAUUCCUCGUUGAAGUUGACAUCGUCAUGCCCAGUGACACGCCUCUAUGGAAAUCUCAUGACCUGAGUCAAGAUCUCCAAGAUAAACUCGAGACACUGCCGAUGGUCGAGCGGGCGUUCGUCCACGUUGACCAUGAAGUAUCACAUAAACCGGAACAUCGCAAAUACAUCUGA
Molecule: messenger RNA, 1215 nt
Organism: Desarmillaria tabescens
Lineage: Eukaryota; Fungi; Basidiomycota; Agaricomycetes; Agaricales; Physalacriaceae
Product: CDF manganese transporter
Exons: 13
Coding region: 1-1215 (404 amino acids)
Biological process (GO): monoatomic cation transport; transmembrane transport
Cellular component (GO): membrane
Molecular function (GO): monoatomic cation transmembrane transporter activity
Source: RefSeq, a predicted model, not a curated record